Molecule: messenger RNA, 1086 nt
Organism: Fusarium keratoplasticum
Lineage: Eukaryota; Fungi; Ascomycota; Sordariomycetes; Hypocreales; Nectriaceae
Exons: 2
Coding region: 1-1086 (361 amino acids)
Biological process (GO): regulation of cyclin-dependent protein serine/threonine kinase activity
Cellular component (GO): cyclin-dependent protein kinase holoenzyme complex; nucleus
Molecular function (GO): cyclin-dependent protein serine/threonine kinase regulator activity; protein kinase binding
Source: RefSeq, a predicted model, not a curated record
AUGAUGCUCAAGACGUCUCCUGCCUUGUCCGCCUCCACUAAUGCCUCGCCUACCGUCUUUCGAUAUGCGACGUCGUCUCCCCAGCACUCUUCAAAGCCUUCGCCAGCUCUCCGGCGACGGCAUUCCACACGCUCUAGCGCCUCUUCCUCUGCCGACGCUAUGAAGUCGUCUCCGAUCCAGCGCCCGAGACAGUAUGUCGCAAACGACUCGGGCGUCCAAGGGUCCCCCGCCGAUGCUCAGCAACUCUCGUCGUCGCUCUCCCAGAAGCCUCCGGCGCAGCCUUUGCAGUCGCCUCGGCCGUCUCCCAUGUCAAAGUCGUCCGCAACCCCCUCAUGCCCUUCCCAGGAGCAGAGCGUGCAACAAGCCCAAGCGCUGAGCGGGGUGUCGCCAACCAAACGUCGAAGUUCGCCCGCCCUGGCCAACUCGCAAGCCACUGCCGCUGCCAAAUCACCACCACCGUCGACUAAGCGACCAAAACCCGAUGCGCCGCCGCCAAAGGUUUUGCCCGAGAGUUAUCAAUUCUGUCCGGUCGAGGACAUGGUUGAGUUGAUUGCCCACAUGCUGGCAGAGUUAAUAGCUACAAAUGACGCCAUCCGAAUAUCGAAUGGCGGCCUGACACGAUUUCACUCGAGGACUGCACCUGGUAUUUCUGUUCGAGAUUAUCUACACCGCCUAGCCCGACAUGCGACCCUGACACCGCCGCUUCUACUGGCCAUGGUUUAUUACAUUGACCGGUUGUGCGCCAUGUACCCAGAAUUUACCAUCAAUACGUUGACUGUACACCGAUUUCUGAUAACCGCGGCCACGGUAGCCGCAAAAGGAUUAUCCGAUUCCUUCUGGAACAACACUACGUACGCCAGGGUCGGUGGUGUUCGAGUAGCCGAGCUUAAACUGCUUGAACUCGAGUUUCUCUACCGCGUGGACUGGAAGAUUGUGCCGAAUCCAGAGGUCCUGGUGGCCUACUACAAAGGGUUGGUGGAACGAACUCCAGGUUACAUUCUAGAAUCAGACGGGUCCGAAGACGACGAAGACGACACCGAGGCCGAUGGCAUGGAUGGAGAAGAUAAUGCUAGUUCGGACGAUUAG